CUGCCGGUUGCUGAUGAAUAAAUGAUGAUCAACUAUAUAUAGACGACAUCUGUGCUUAAAAUUUUAGAGUAUUAAGAUCUCUGUUUUUGCAUCACAAAAGGGGACUGUGGUACGAUUUAUUCGUCCAAAGAGGAAGGAAUGUUAUUAGGAGAGACCAGGCAGGAAGGAUGUGCGACCUUGAAGCUGUUUGAUAAAGCCUGACCUCCAUGGUCUGACAGUUUUAUAAAUAAACAAUACCCGUGUUACGCAAUUUUACAACUAUACAACAAUAGCAAUAGAAUUCCGAUCGGGUGAUAUAACGAUUUAUUAACACACAGCAGGUGAUGGUAGGGGGGCCGGCGGUGUACAGAAGGCUAGAGCAUGGAGGAAGCAUGACGAAGGUAGAGUUCAAAAAGACGUAGCUCAUGAGCUAGCUCCACGAUCGAGAGAGACAGAUCGUUACUAACCCGCCCGGACAAACUUAACAUCGUCACAAUGCAUAACAACACAGGGUCUCCAACUGCGGAGACAUUCAACGAGUUGUAUCCAGCCAUUCUAGAAUGUUUUGGAAUCAUCCUCCUUGGAUACAUCGCCGGGAGAACUCACAUAGUUUCUCCGGCCAACUCAAAGGGUCUUGGAAAUUAUGUCACAUAUUUUGCUCUUCCAGCGUUAGUCUAUAAAGCAAUGGUGGAAUUGGACUUCCAAAAAGUGAACUGGUUAUUCUGGAGUGCUAUUUUGAUCUCAAAAACAAUCCUAUUUGUAAUAGUGUACUUAGCUUCACUGGUUAUUGGUCGACGCAUGGAUCUUGGGAGGGCAGGAAUCUUUGCAAUAUUUGCCACACAAAGCAACGACUUUGCCCUUGGGUAUCCAAUUAUAAGUGCCAUCUACAGUACCCACCACCCAGAAUAUGUCAGUUACUUAUACCUAGUUGGACCCAUCUCCUUAGCCAUCUUAAACCCAUUUGGGUUCCUCUCCAUGGAGAUCCAGCGAAAUAGGCAGGCAACGCAUCGAAGCUCUAAUAUCGUCAUGUUUGGACGAGCUAUGAAGGGACUCUUGACUAAUCCAAUCAUCAUUAUGGUCUUCUUAGGGAUCUGUAGCAACUUCCUCUUCUCUCAGAAGCUUCCUGCCAUUAUUGCCGGCUUCCUGAAUGUUCUCGCAAGUUCAUUCUCUGCUACUGCUCUAUUCUUCCUUGGAAUCGGGAUGGUUGGUAAGAUCAAGAAGUCCUCCGCUAUGUUCUUCUUGACUCCGAUUCUACUCAUCGGAUGUAAACUAAUCGUCUUGCCUCUGUUGACCCGUCAAGUCGUCUUAGUUCUAAAACCUGGAGGAACUGACGCUAAUAUGACCGAUAGCUUUGCAACAUUUGGAUUCCUGUACAGUACUAUUCCUACAGCGCCAACAGUUUACUUGUUUGCUAGCCUCUACCAGCAGUCCAUGGAUGUGGUUGCGACAUCGAUGGUACUGUGCACAUUUGCAGCUGCUCCUAUUAUGUUCAUUACAGCCACUAUGUCAAUGUUGCCAAUACAGACUAGUGAGGAAACAAGCGCUUUACUCUCAGCGACUAUGGUUGACGUUGGAUGCAUCGGUAUCGCUUGCUGUGUUUGGAUCUUGAUUGUAUUCAUAUUGAGUAAGAGAACCAACAUAAUCCCUCAUCAUUUUACUACACAUCUGGUCGUUGCUCAGUUCCUAGCGUCCAUCGGGAUCGUCUUAUGUAAAGUAACUGUCAAUGAAUCCAGCUGGAUUAAUAUUCCUAAAGCAAUCAUCUUACUAGUUGGUGUAUUCAGCUCACGAUGCUGGGCGGCCCUCAUAGCUGUAGCUCUUUGUAUUAUGAGAUGCCGAGGUCUCUGUGUUGUCCUUCGGCUCCGUCCGUUAUUUUACAUCUAUGGAUGGGCGUUACCAACUCUACUGGUAGCCAUCCUCGUUGCGGUUGCACCUCCAGUCUAUAAGAAUGAUGCAUCCAAUGUUGUGUUCCAAUAUGGAAUGGCCCAGUUGGUGGCAUCAAUCAUCCUUCUUGGUUUUAAUUUCUUGCUCGCUGUGACGGCUCUUGUCAUCCUCCAUCGUAAAGACCGCUUUGGUCAUCUCAGCAAUGUGAAGAUGUUGCCUACCAACAAGCCUACCAGUGAAGACACUGAUUCAGAGAGUGAGACAGAUCGCAUGCUCAGACCAUCUUGUGAAGAAAAUGGCAAUCAAGAUAUUGAAGAUAUGCGGACAGUCUACCAGACUUGUUCAAUCACAGCAAGUUGCUCCUCAAGUCAGCGAGAGACAUGUAGACGUCGUACCAACCAACAUUAUCUAAAGACAUUACAGACAUCAGAGGGAGGAGAUCCAUAUGAUGUAGCAGCCUCCCAUCAGCUUAGCAGACACAUUCUACUGCUGUUGUUUCUACUGCUGUCUAUGAUAAUUGGGUUUUCAUUGUGCGUAUGGAAAGUUACCGGAGAGACGCAAAACUCGCUAUAUUUAAUGCUUGAGUUUCUAGACACAGUUUUGGCAUACUGCCAAGGGUUCUUUACCCUCGCUGUGUUUGGCUUCGACACCCGGAAUGUCAUCAUCCCAUUCUUCAAUGCUAUUAUGUGUCAAUGCUUACUCGUAUUUAUAUCAACAAAUAAAAGAUUGAAACGAGUGUUAUGUAGAAAGAAGAGAACAUCAUCUUCUGAUGAUGAUGAUAUGGAUUCUGAGACGUCACACACCAUUCAACAGUUCACUCAACAUCACAUUGAAUCAUGCAAGAAAGAUAUUCUUAAAGAUGUCAGAAUUGGUGUGCAAGCUCAUCACCAUGAAGUAUUCCAUGGAUUGGACCUCGUUGAUUGGUUAGUUGAAGUUGGCUUAGCAACAGACAGAGAUGGCGCUGUUUCUUACAGCAAAAGGCUCCUGAUUGGUCAGAUUAUUACGGUCGUUGAUAAAGAUCAUGAUACGAAACAGUAUCACGAUAGUGGAUUGUUGUAUAAGUUCACGAGUGAUGAGGAUUCUACAAGUGAAGACUUUCAUGUUGUGACUUAAAGCUGCAGCAAACUUUUUUUAAAAGUACUCAGUUUGCUUUUUUAAUUUCUGUAUGACCAUCACCAAUCGUCCAGACUUAAUUUCUAUAAAAAUAGAUAUUUGAUUUUGCUUUUAGAAACAUAGAUACUGUAUUUAAAACCUGAAGAAUAAUGAAAUAUGUCAAUGAAUGUCAUGACUAUUUCAGUAAUGACCCUUAUAGUUUAGUGAAAGAUCAGAUCUUGCAGCUGUGAGUUGCCUCUAUGGGUAUCUUGGUACUAGCUAUUUGUGGUGGCUGUAGUCUCUUAAGGGUUCAAGUUGAAGAAAAAAAGGUACAAAUUUAAAAUAAUAAAAAACAUUUGUGUUUGAUAAGUUUGAUCGGAUUCAUAUAAUAAUCCUACCUAACAUAAUAUGUAUGUUACAGGAAAAAAAGGCGCCUGGUGUUUUUGGAAACUCGCUGCUGAUAGGUAAAAUCACUUUUAUCUAUAUCAGUACCCCAUCUUUAAUGGAGGAUUGACAAUCAACAUUACUAAAUCAAAAUUUAAUUUAUUCAUUUUAAUCAUUUUUUGGGUCAACAUAUGGUUUACAUAGUUAUGGUUUACAUAUCAAGGAAUGAUUUAUUUCAUCAUCUAAUCCCUUCACCUUUCAACUCCGACCUUUGUUAUUUAGAGUGUAAAGAAGAAAUCAUUUGUAGAUGAAACGGAAUCCUGUAAAUGAUGGUAAUUUGCAGUACUGGCUAGGUGCUUUAAUGGACACUGAACCAGCCCACUGAGUGCUUUAAAUUAUUACUCUUUGUCAAUUUUUUUUUAUAAAUUUAUGAUAUUUUUCUUUGUUCAAGCCCAGAUUUACCCAGUGAGUUUCCCUCUUGGUUAAUGACUUGAAAUUAUAUGAAAUACUCUACAUCGACAGCUUUUAAUUAAAUAAAAUGGUCCAACAUAGGCCCUUAUACUUGCCAUUUGCAUUUGAUACAGAGAUUAUUUAAUUAUGCUAGCUACAUAAAUCUGUAACGUCUACGUAAUGUCAUGUUACAAAGUAAAGAUUUAGUCUUAUACAGCGCAUGUAUCUACCUAUCUAUCUAUCUAUCUAAUGUACUCAAGGCAUUUUAACAAAAAGAAACAUGUAAAAUACAGGUCAUAGAAUUCUUUGAAUUAUGAAACCGAUUUAUGUAGUACCUUGCAAAACACAAGGGUUUGAAUAGUGCUUUGAUGCACUCAGCAGCCACUACCAGAAACCUAGGGGCAAACCCCUUCUCUCAUAGUAAAUGUACAUGUAACUGUUUUUUAACACGCAUUACACAACAAA
Asterias rubens (European starfish) is the source of this 4251-nucleotide messenger RNA. Its product is annotated as integral membrane protein GPR155-like. Gene Ontology annotation, biological process: intracellular signal transduction; transmembrane transport. Lineage: Eukaryota; Metazoa; Echinodermata; Asteroidea; Forcipulatida; Asteriidae. The record is from RefSeq and is a predicted model, not a curated record. The transcript has 16 exons. The coding region runs from base 475 to 2973 and encodes 832 amino acids. Gene Ontology annotation, cellular component: membrane.